Messenger RNA from Dictyostelium discoideum AX4, 2136 nucleotides. RefSeq lists its product as hypothetical. The transcript has 2 exons. Lineage: Eukaryota; Evosea; Eumycetozoa; Dictyosteliales; Dictyosteliaceae. The coding region runs from base 1 to 2136 and encodes 711 amino acids. Gene Ontology annotation, molecular function: GTP binding. The record is from RefSeq and is a predicted model, not a curated record.
AUGACAAUAGUUAGAUCAAUAGCAAAUUCACAAAUAAUUUCAACACUAAGUAAUCAUAGUAAUAAAUUAGUAUUAAAUACAUUUUUACCACUAUGCUAUGGUUAUAAAAAAAAUUAUUAUUACCAAAAUGCUAAAAAGUACUAUUCAACCACCAAUACAAAUACACAAUUUGUGAAUGAAGAGUUUAAUAAAGCUAGAAAAAUGAUUGCAAAAGAUUUACAUAAGAAAACAUUAGCAUCAAUGGAGAAAGCAUAUGGUAUAAUGACAGAAUAUGAUAGAACUACAUAUAAUAAAUCACCAUUAGCAUCAUCAUUAGGAUCAUUUAAAGAUAGUAUUGAUCAAUUAAAGGAUAACUCAUUUUUAUUGGUAGUUGUUGGAGAAUUCAAUAGUGGUAAAUCAUCAUUUUUAAAUGCAUUAUUAGGUGAUAGAUAUUUGAAAGAAGGUAUAACACCAACAACUCAUAGAAUCAAUAGAAUUGAAUUUGGUGAAACGAUAUCACAACAUACGAUUCCAUCAAGAUUAAGCAAUACAGAACAUGAAAUCAUUCAAUUACCAGUGGAAUGGUUAAAAGAGUUUUCAUUAGUAGAUACACCAGGUACAAACGCAGUGAUUGAAGGUCAUCAAGAGAUCACUGAACAUUUCAUACCAAAGAGUGAUUUAGUAUUAUUUGUAACUUCAAUCGAUCGUGCAUUCAGUGAAAGUGAAAAAAUAUUCUUAGAAAAAGUUAAAAAAUGGGGUAAAAAGAUCGUAGUAAUCAUUUCAAAGACUGAUCUCAUUGAAAAUAAUCCACUCUCUUCGAAUGCACAAUCUGAAUUAAAUGAAGUCAUUAAUUUUGUAAAAGAUAAUUUUAAAUCACAAUUAAAUGUUGAACCAAUGAUUUUCCCAUUAAGUUCAAAAUUAGCAUUAAAAGCAAAAUUAGAAUUAUCUUCAUCAAUUAAUAAUUUAAAUAAUAAUUUAAAUAAUAAUAAUAAUUCAUCAAAUAUAAAUUAUAAUAAUUUACUAUCAUCAACAUCAGUUGAACCAAAUAAUAUCAAUAAUAAUAAUAAAUAUACACAAAAGUUUUAUCAAGAAUUAGAAAAUAAUAUUAAUUGGAAAAAGAGUAAAUUUUUAGAUUUAGAGAAAUAUAUUUUACAAUCAUUGGAUAGUAAUGAACGUGUGAAAUUAAAAUUAUUAAAUCCAUUGGGUGUUGCAGAUAAAUUGUAUUCAGAAUUUGAUGAAGAAUAUCGUUCUCAACAAAGUGUUUUAGAUUUUGAUUUUGAAAAUAUUAAUUUAGCCGUGGCACAAAUUAAUGAACAUCAAAUCGAUUUGAAUAAGGAUUUACGUCACCAAUUGGAAAGAAUUGAUACUAUACUCUUGAGAAUGGAGAAUAGAGCCAAUACAUUUUUAGAUAAUGAAAUUCAGUUUAGUAAUCUUUUGAAAUUGUUAAGAGGUGAAGAAAUUAGAAACCAAUUUGAAAAACACGUUAUCGAUGGCACCAAUCAAGAGAUUGAACAAUUGGUUAGAAAUUUAGUUGAUAACAUUGUCGAUAAGAAUACGAAAAGAUGGAAAUCGAUCAUUGAUUUAAUCAAUCAGAAAUCAUCAAAUAAAUCUCAAAAAGUGGUUGGUUUCAUUAGAGACACUCAUGACUCUAGUGAUUUCUCUUCGAAUAGACAACAAACUAUAAAUGAUAUGGGUGAAAGAACCACUAAAACUUUAUCAUCCUAUGAUAGAGAUAACGAAUCUUUAUUGGUUAGUCGAGAUAUUAAAAAUGCAAUCUAUCAAGCGAUUCUAUUCGAAGCUGGUACCGUUGGUGUUGCAACCAUCCUUUCAACAGCAUUCUUUGAUUUAACUGGUGUUUUAGGUAUUGGUGCUUUAGCCAUCACUGGUUUAGCUUGGGUACCAUUUAAAAAAGCUCAAUUAAAACGUUCCAUCUCUUCAAAGAUUACAAAUCUUCGUCUUCAAUUACAUGAUACCAUUCAAGAUCAUAUUGGUGAAGAAAUUAGGAUUAGUUCAAAUAAAAUUCAAUUAGGUAUUCAACCUUAUAUCGAUUUUACAAAUAAUGAAAGUAAAAAAAUUAAUGAUUUAUCAAUUAAAUUAGGUGAAUGUAAAGAUGAAAGACAAACUUUAAUUUAUGAUAUUGAAAAAUAUUUUAAAUAA